This is a messenger RNA of Cucurbita pepo subsp. pepo (vegetable marrow), 3769 nucleotides long. RefSeq lists its product as uncharacterized. The record is from RefSeq and is a predicted model, not a curated record. Lineage: Eukaryota; Viridiplantae; Streptophyta; Magnoliopsida; Cucurbitales; Cucurbitaceae.
UUUUUUCAUCUUGGAACUCGAUUCUCUUCGGUGAAACCCUCACUCUCACUCUAUUUUUCCCUCCAAAACCCUCACGGUCCCUUUCAUCUUCCCGCCAUAUCUUUCACAUUCCAAUCCUACUUCUUAAGCCCUCUUCCGAUUCGCUUCUCCGGCGCCGACAAACUAUCUCCGGCUUCGCUCCCCCGGCGGCAGAAGAAUUGAAAAUGACUCCCUUCUGGAGUGAUCGCGUGGACAUUGAUUGUACGGAUACCGAAGUCUUUGACGGCCAUCUUUCACCGCCUACAUGUUCUGGUGAGGAAGCCGAUAAAGCUGCGUGUUCUUCAAGAACAGUUGACUUUUAUGAUGACAUGUUUAAAACUCAAGUAGUGAAUCCUGUAAGUAAUGAGUUUGAAACUCAAUUAGUGGAUCCCCUUGGAGAAACUCAAGUGUUCGAUGUUGCGCGUGAAACCCAAAUCUCGAGUCUCGGUGGUGAAACCCAGGAACUUGAUGAUCCCAUUCCUGAUUGUGUCAAGAAUAUGAACUUUGACACUCAAAUAUUGAAUGAUUCUGAUGGUGAAGAGGCUGGUGAUUGCUAUGAUGAUGAAGGAACAGAGACAACUGAAAUUAAUCUCGAUCUAUCCGGCGAUGAAUCAGCCCAAAGUUAUGAUCAAAUGACCUCUCUCCGUGGACAUGAUGCGCGGAAAGAUUUAGAGGUACUACGAGACACGUUGCCUGAUAAAAAAUGUAAUUCAGGACCCACACGACUUGCUUCGACUCGUGCAGCCUCAUUGCGUGCCUCUGGUUUAGCAGCCCGUAGUUCUGCCAUGAACACUAGAAGCCCCCGGUCUUCUUCUGUAAUGAUUGACAAGAGUAUAGAAAAAUCAUCCUUAAAAGGUUAUCACGUUGAUUGGCAGAGUGAUUUUGGGCAAUUCUGUGAGAUUGAUGGAGAUUCAGGUAACAUUAAGUGCAGAGCUUCGAUUCGUGUGGCUUCAUUGCGUGCCUCUGGUUUAGCAGCUCGUUGUUCUGCCAUGCAGACUAGAAACCCCACGCAUUCGGUUAUGAUCGACAAGGAUGUAGGAAAAUCAUCCUUAAAAGAUAAUCAUGUUGAGCGGCAGGCCGAUCUUAAGUGCAGGGCUGGCAGUUCAGCAGCGAGAAAGCUUUUUGCUGAUGAUUAUAUACCUGUUGGAGAUUUAGGAGAUCUCGACACAAGCCAUGAUGUCAGUGACGUUGACCUGCAUCGUUUGACUGCAUGUGAUGGUGAUCAGUUGGCAGGGUUAAGCUAUGUCGACUCUCAAGAACCAGGGGAUUUGACUCAAGACAAUGCUCUUGAUUUUGUUGAAAAGUUUCUUAAAGAUAAUUCUAUGGAGUUUGAUCAAGGAGGAGGAACCCAUAAAUUGGACGCUAUGGUGCAACCGAAGUCUGUUCCUAACACGAAAGGACAAUAUAAUCUGGCUAACAUUGUUAAUUGUAUGAGAACAGUUGGAGAAUCGAGAGCUUUUGACUGGGACGAUAGUCGAGAAGAUGAAGGAGGUGGAGAUCUUUUCUGCAGAAGGAAGGAAGAGUUCUUCACCGAACCUCAAAAUUUGAAAGGAAAACGAGUAGACUUGAAUGGUGACUGGGAAGAAUGUUUAAGUACAAAAAAUAUGAAAUCGAGGUUAUUUUGUUCUGAUUCACGUCUAGAGUUGAGUAAAGGAAACGAGAACGAGUCAUUCCGAGACGCCUACGUCAAAUGCAAAAUGAACCUAUCCAAUAAGUUGGAUCAGCAGAAUGAUGGCGAAGCAUGUUCGGGAGAGUUGGAAGAUGAUGGCGUCGAUGAUCAACAAGAAGUCUCUAAUGUGGGUUUCGAUACACAGAUGGCAGCUGAGGCAAUGGAAGCAUUAUUCCAUGAUGAGAGUAUCCAUAAGUUAGUUCAUAAUAAUGGUCCAAAGGACUCUUUCAGAGGUUCUCCUUCUGGAAAGCCAGACUCGAGCUCAAAAUCAAGGCGAUCUGCUAGGGGACAUGCUUCUAGUUCUCGGGUUGCCCCUAGGCAGUCGAGAAAAAGAAACCAGAAGUUUUCUGGAACUCUCAGGAACGUGUGUGGAACCGAGACUGUGAAAUUGUCGGAACGGAGUAAGAAAAGAGACGCUGAUGGAAUUGGCCGUGACUCUAGUAAUGGAUGUAACACGGUUCAGAAGCAGCUUUUACGUGGAAAAAUCGUUGAGGUUUCACCUGUUGCACAUCGAACGAGGAAUUCGAUGAUGCUAAAUCAAUCGAAAAAGGCUAAGAUUACAUCUGGUGAACGUGAGCGGUCGGUUACAAAGGUAGGUUCAUCAAUCAAGAAAAGUUGUGGUGAUAGAGCCAAUAGGGAUUCUAAAGCAAAGAGAACAAAAUCUUUAGAGGCUGCAUCCGAGAUUCUCGAAACAAAGUCGAAAGGCUCUGAAAAUCGAGCAAAACGCUCCAUAGGAGAGCGAAAAUCGUGUGAUAUUUUUGUUGGUCCGCUAAGUCUGUCGGAAGAUUUACUUGGACGAACUAUGAAUAAGCGCAAGAGGUCGUGUAACAUGAAGAAAACACGAUCAUCACCUCGUUUAACCGAGAACUUGGAAAGACCAACCAUUGGUAGAUUGUCCAUUGAAGAUUCAAACAGGCCAAAUUCUGUUCAGCAGUUAAAGAAAAAAAACGAUGGAUGUUCGGUUUCUUCUAUUGUAAACACUACGGUCGAUACAUUUCCGAGUAAAAGGCAUAAACCAUCCGACACAGUUUGUGCUACUCCGCCCGAUAACUGUAGGACGCCUAGAAAUGCUGCAUCACCUGUUUGUAUGGGCAGUGAAUAUUACAAACAAUCAUGCAAAAAGGGCCUCUCGAAACCAAGUCUUUUGAAAGAACUUCGUGAUUUAACUGCUCCGGGUUUUGUGUCGGGAUCAUUUCGUACUGAAUCGAGGAAGAGAAAAGAUAUGAAUGACGUUCGAGUCUUGUAUAGCCAACACCUUGAUGAGGACAUAAUCAAACAGCAAAAGAAGACGUUGACUCGCCUAGGGGUUACCGUCGUAUCGUCCAUGACCGAGGCAACACAUUUCAUUGCCGAUAAAUUCGUACGUACGAGGAAUAUGUUAGAAGCCAUUGCUCGGGGUAAGCUUGUCGUGACACACCUAUGGAUUGAGAGUUGUGGACAGGCAAGCUGCUUCAUCGACGAAAAGAAUUACCUCCUACGAGACGCCAAGAAGGAGAAGGAAUUUGGCUUUAGCAUGCCAGGUUCUUUGGCAUGUGCUCGCCAGCGUCCUCUUCUCGAGGGUCGACGCGUGUUGAUUACUCCAAAUACAAAGCCUGGGAAAGACGUCGUUUCGAGAUUGGUCAAGGCAGUAAAGGGUCAGGCAGUAGAAAGAAUCGGGAGGUCUAUGGUGAAGGAUGAUCAAAUUUCAGAUGAUUUGUUGGUUUUGUCGUGCGAAGAAGAUUACAAUAUGUGCAUGUCUUUUCUUCAAAAAGGCGUCUCGGUGUAUAGUUCUGAGUUGUUACUUAAUGGGAUCGUAACUCAGAGGCUUGAAUUUGAAAGGCAUCGUCUUUUUGCAGAUCAUGUCAAGAGGACUCGUUCGACGAUAUGGCUCAAGAAAGAUGGAAAUAAGUUCUAUUCUGUUACCAAACGUCGAUAACUUUGUUACAUAAUCGUCUCGCAGUGUAUAUUAUAUAGUUUUGAUGUGCUCUAUGUAUUAGAUUUCAUAGUUUAAUGUAAAUGCUUAGGCGCUAAUAGGGUAAGUGCAUGUUAUAAUUUUAUUUAUUUAUCUUAUUAUCAUAAGGUUAUGCAAAAUGCAAUUAUAUU